AGAAACAGCAAGUCCGCUGUUCAACCCUGCCUGAACUUUACCAGUAAACAGCUCGCUGACAGAGCCGGCAUCCCCGCUGGGUGGAUCCUGCAACUCCUAGAGGGAAUGGCACUUCUUGUUUUUAAUUAGCAAGGUGAAAGGUGAAUUCAAACUAGCUGUUUGGCAAGUCGGUGCAAGAGGCUGACUUCUGAGAGGCUUCAACGAGCCAGAAGAGAAGAGCUCCACGGGGGAAGGCAGUGCUUGUGUUCGGGGUUGGGUUUUUUUGUUUUGUUUUGGUUUUUUUUUUUUUUUUCCUCUGAAUGAACCGCUUGCAGAAGUGACUGAAAAAAAUAUAUAUAUACAGUUUCUUCCUUCCACCGGUAGAGUUACUGAAGAGAGCUUUAGGCAGGACAUGGCUGUGAAGACUCCCUCCUUGGAAUGUCCUCUUGCUCCCGGCUUAUAAACAACUGUCCUGUGGAAAGGCAGGUUUUACAUAUCCAAAUACAGCCUGACAAAUGGCACUUUGGAACUGGGCUUUCUGAUGACAAGGCGUUCGAUUUCUGACAAAGCCUCUCGCACGCUGCCCCUGGAGGGGAGUCCUAAGUAGAACUCACCCCGCUGAAAAGUGAGGACUGAGCGGCAGGCAGCAUGGCAUCGGCGGGGUACUUGAUCACCUGGCUCCUCUGGGGCUACUUGCUGGAGCUCUGGAUGGGAGGUCACGGCGCUGACACCUCACACCCCCGCUUACGCCUGUCACAUAAAGAGCUCUUGGAUCUAAACAGAACAUCAGUCUUUCACAGCCCUUUUGGAUUUCUUGAUCUCCAUACAAUGUUGCUGGAUGAGUAUCAAGAGAGACUGUUCGUGGGAGGCAAGGAUCUUGUGUAUUCCCUCAGUUUGGAACACCUCAGCAGUGGCUACAGAGAGAUACACUGGCCUAGUACGGCACUAAAAACAGAAGAAUGCAUAAUGAAAGGAAAAGAUGCCAGUGAGUGUGCAAAUUAUGUUCGGGUUUUACAUCACUAUAACAGGACACAUCUUCUGACCUGUGGUACUGGAGCUUUUGACCCACUCUGUGCCUUCAUCAGAGUUGGGUACCAUUUGGAGGAUCCCCUUUUUCACCUGGAAUCACACAGAUAUGAGAGAGGAAGGGGCAGAUGUCCUUUUGACCCCAGCUCUUCUUUCAUCUCCACUUUAAUUGGUAGUGAAUUGUUUGCUGGGCUCUACAGUGACUACUGGGGCAGAGAUGCUGCCAUCUUCAGGAGCCUGGGGCGACUGGCUCAUAUCCGCACUGAGCAUGAUGAUGAGCGCCUGUUGAAAGAACCAAAAUUUGUAGGUUCAUAUAUGAUCCCUGACAACGAAGACCGAGAUGACAACAAGGUGUAUUUCUUUUUUACUGAGAAGGCCCUGGAGGCAGAAAACAAUGUCCAUGCAAUUUACAGCCGAGUGGGGCGAAUCUGUGUGAAUGACGUAGGAGGACAGAGAAUUCUGGUGAAUAAGUGGAGCACUUUCCUGAAAGCUAGACUGGUUUGCUCAGUACCAGGAAUGAAUGGAAUUGAUACAUACUUUGAUGAAUUAGAGGAUAUAUUUUUGCUGCACACCAGAGAUCAUAAGAACCCAGUGAUAUUUGGACUCUUUAACACUACCAGUAAUAUAUUUAGAGGGCAUGCUAUAUGUGUCUAUCACAUGGCCGGCAUCCGGGCAGCCUUUAACGGACCAUAUGCACAUAAGGAAGGACCUGAAUACCACUGGUCACUCUAUGAAGGGAAAGUCCCUUAUCCAAGGCCUGGUUCUUGUGCCAGCAAAGUGAAUGGAGGGAGGUACGGAACCACCAAAGACUAUCCCGAUGACGCUAUUCGAUUUGCAAGAAGCCAUCCUCUUAUGUACCAGCCCAUAAAACCUGCCCAUAAAAAACCAAUACUGGUAAAAACAGAUGGAAAAUAUAACCUGAAACAAAUAGCAGUGGAUCGAGUGGAAGCUGAGGAUGGCCAGUAUGAUGUCUUGUUUAUCGGGACAGAUAAUGGAAUUGUGCUGAAAGUGAUCACGAUUUACAACCAAGAAACAGAGUCAAUGGAAGAAGUGAUUCUAGAAGAACUUCAGAUAUUCAAGGAUCCAGUUCCUAUUGUUUCUAUGGAAAUUUCAUCAAAGAGACAACAGCUCUAUGUUGGAUCUGCUUCUGCCGUGGCCCAAGUCAGAUUCCAUCAGUGUGACAUGUAUGGAAGUGCUUGUGCUGACUGCUGCCUGGCUCGAGACCCUUACUGUGCCUGGGAUGGUAUAUCCUGCUCCCGGUAUUACCCAACAGGCACGCAUGCAAAACGGCGGUUCCGCAGACAAGAUGUUCGGCAUGGAAAUGCAGCUCAGCAGUGCUUUGGACAGCAGUUUGUCGGGGAUGCUCUGGAUAAGACGGAAGAGCGAUUGGCCUAUGGCAUAGAGAACAAUAGUACUUUGCUGGAAUGUACCCCACGAUCUUUACAAGCAAAAGUUAUCUGGUUUGUACAGAAAGGACGUGACACAAGAAGAGAGGAGGUGAAGACAGAUGACAGAGUGGUUAAGAUGGACCUUGGUUUACUCUUCCUGCGGAUAAGCAAAAUGGAUGCCGGGACCUAUUUUUGCCAGACGGUAGAGCAUAGUUUUGUCCAUACGAUCCGUAAAAUCACCCUGGAGGUGGUGGAGGAGGAACGAGUAGAAGAGAUGUUCAACAAAGAAUAUGAAGAGGACGGAACUCACAAGCUGCCUUGUCCCGCCCGGAGCAGCGUUCCCCGGGGAACCAAGCCAUGGUACAAGGAAUUCUUGCAGCUUAUCGGUUAUAGCAAUUUCCAGAGAGUGGAAGAAUACUGUGAAAAGGUAUGGUGCACGGAUAAGAAGAGAAAAAAGCUGAAAAUGUCCCCUUCCAAGUGGAAGUAUGCCAACCCACAGGAAAAGAAGCUCCGUCCCAAAGCCGAGCACUAUCGCCUGCCCAGGCAUGCGCUAGACUCCUGAUGGGGCCAAACCAUCUACUGGCUUCUGAAGAGUUUAUAUUUAGAACCUUAAAGAGAGAGAGAGAGAGAGAGAGAGAAACCACCCACCCUCUUUGCAUUACUUAAAAGAGAUUUCUGUAAUACAGAAAUGACUAUAAUGGCAUUAUGAUAAAUUAUUCUACAUAAUUCAUUUGACUGGUUAAACCUCACAGAAAAUUAAUUUUUUUUAAAAAAAAUAAGUGUAUUACUCAAUGAUUUCACAUUAUAUUUAUCAAUAAGUGACCAUAGCUGUAGUUUUGAGUCCUUGGCUGCUGUUCCUUGGCAAGUAUUAUUUUACCCUUGGAAAAUUUAAGAUUAUAGCAAUAUUGAUGAGAAAUUGGAAUCUUUCAUAAUCAUGGAAAAACACAUGGUGAUUAUGGCUUAAUCUUUUUAAAUCUUGGCUUUCCACCACGGUGUACAAUAUGUAGAAUAUGAGAUACUCUAACACUCUCCUGUGAACGUCUGUACCUUUUAAGAAUUAUCGUAUUGGUGUUGUCUAAGCCACAAGUUUUACAAAGCAGGUGUGUUGUAAUUAUUGUAAACCAUGAAAGAGAAAUUGUGGUUACUUUGAGGCUUGUCCUUUUCUUAAAACAUUCAUUAAGCCAUGAUCACAGUAGUUCUGUUUCAUGAUAAAAACGCAGGUUUUUCAGUUUCACUCCAGUGCAGAGAGAAUGAAGUUAACUUCGCAGAAAAAGAGCAGAGGGAUGUCCAAACAGAUGGAGUGACAGAACUCUAACUGAAAACAUUUUUGCUGCCCUCUUGUGGUAGAAAAGGUAAAUUCUCAUAUCUUUUUUAAAUUCUAAAGAUUGUCCAAUGAAGAUUUGAAAGCAGUUUCUCAGUAAAUAUAUCGUGAUCAUUUUCAGAAAAAAAAAUUAAUUGAAGUAAAAAUGUGCUAAUGCUUAUGUCAUGUUUUAAGGUGCAGAUAAUAUGUUUAUGAAUAUUUAUAACCUCACAAGCCAAAAACGAGAUGCAAUAGCACUAAAGCUCUAUUAAAAAUUAAAUGUUAUGCCUUCUAAAUAAUAUUCCCUGGGAUCAAAAAAAAGACUUUUCAGAAAGAUAUUUUAUUAUUUAAAAAAUUAAAUCAUUUUGCCUUUUGAUAUCAAAUUUUCCUAUUUUAUAUUAACAAAUAAGAAAAUUGGUUCAUGAGGUUCACUUAACUAUGAAGCAUUUGGAGCAUGAUUACUUUUCUCAUAAAUAUUAUCAGUUUUUAUUUUUGAGAAUGCUUAUUUCCUGAAGUCUUUCCUUCUAUUUUAUUUAGCUGUAACUAUCUAAAAUAUGAGAUUGAGAAUUUUUAUUUAAAUAAAGACUAAGUGCAAGUGAAUUACACAUGAAAACAAUACAAUUAUGAAUAUUUAAAUGUUAAAUUUGGAUAAUAUUCAUUUCAUUUUUAAAAUUGGCUUAUAGGCAUACAAUUACAAAAGUUAAAGUGUUGAUAACAUGAUGGUUUGUAGUUUCAUUCAAAAAUUAACAAAUUUGAGAAGGUUUGGAAAGUUUGUUCCAUAAGCUGCCAGGUUCUGAAAGUUCUAAAGAUACAAAUAUGUUGGAAAUUAACAAUUUCUGAAAAAAAUGCAGUUGCUGUUUACCUAAAAAUCCACUGGAGGUCAUUGCUGCCCACCAAUAUUAACUGAAAAUAGCAUGUAUUUCAGUAAAAGCCUGCCUGGUGUGGGGAAAUAAAACUAUAACCCCAAAUCACAGGGUCCUUAGCAAAGUUGAUGUCUGAAAUAGAUUUGGAGAUGUGUUAACUAGGAAGAUUACAAUUUAACUGGAUCUUACUUUACGAUUUGUGAGGUCUCUUCCACGUCUAACAUUCUACAUUACUGAUUUUUUCUUUUGUGUUUUUCACUGAAUAUUUCAGUGCAAUGCUGUCAGCUUAGAAAAACAGGGAUUAAAAAUAGAAGUGAACGUUAAUGAGAGCUCCAGAAAAAAGGAGAACAGGAAGUCUUUGCCUGCUUACUAAGUGGCAAUUCCAUACAUAUUUUAGAGUUUUUUCCUUCCUAAAUUAGUUCAAUACUUAGGAUGUUUUUAUCGAGUGUUAAAUAUUUGCUAUAGGGUGUAGGGCUUUGUAAAUUUUCAUAGUGAUUAUGAACAUUGUAAAAUUUGUAAAAUACAGUAAGUUGUUUUGAGUGUUGGUGUUGAAGCAUGAAACAAACGCAGCAGUUGUUAUCCUUAAAAUGGAUUAUCUUCAGCCUGACAAAUAAAUUUAAGACAUUACCUAGCAUUGUAUAGUUGUUGAGGUCCCAGGAGAAAGUACCACAGUCGUGAUGACAAUAAGGAGUCAAUGUUCUUUUUCUUAGAGCAGAAUAUCACACUGCGUUACUUCUUCAAAAGCAGUGCUUAUUUUUCACGCCAGCUGUUACAUUUAAAUCAGAUAUAAAUAAGAGAUUUUCCAUGAACACUUUUGAUCAUAGUGUGUUAUUUAAGCUGGUAUGUUUAUUUUAUUUUUCUUGGGAAAAUAGCAUUAUAUUUUGGCUUUCAUUAAAAAUUGAAUGUGUUUUGUUUGUGUUUAAAUGGCUUAGUUAUAAGCUGGAGGGCUAUACUGAGGUAUUUUUGUCUGUAUGGCUUCUCUGCUAUUUGCUUGCCUGCAUCCAUAACAGCAUGUGUCAUAUUUUUUCUUCUCACUAAUAAGCCAUGAGACAUUAUCAUCUGGUAGCAAGCUGCAAAGACCAUUGACACAUGUCUCUUCGACUGUCAACAUGGAUCUGCCACUAUACAUUGCAUAAUUUGUACCAUUAUGUAUAAUUUUUAUUUAGUUCAACUUAAAUGAUAAAGAAAUAAAU
Phacochoerus africanus (Common warthog) is the source of this 5749-nucleotide messenger RNA. RefSeq names its product semaphorin 3E (gene SEMA3E). The coding region runs from base 628 to 2955 and encodes 775 amino acids. Gene Ontology annotation, biological process: axon guidance; positive regulation of cell migration; negative regulation of axon extension involved in axon guidance. The transcript has 17 exons. Gene Ontology annotation, molecular function: chemorepellent activity; semaphorin receptor binding. The record is from RefSeq and is a predicted model, not a curated record. Lineage: Eukaryota; Metazoa; Chordata; Mammalia; Artiodactyla; Suidae.